Molecule: messenger RNA, 741 nt
Organism: Aspergillus saccharolyticus JOP 1030-1
Lineage: Eukaryota; Fungi; Ascomycota; Eurotiomycetes; Eurotiales; Aspergillaceae
Product: superoxide dismutase
Exons: 3
Coding region: 91-741 (216 amino acids)
Biological process (GO): superoxide metabolic process
Cellular component (GO): mitochondrion
Molecular function (GO): superoxide dismutase activity; metal ion binding
Source: RefSeq, a predicted model, not a curated record
CUUCUCCUUCCUUUGAUCCCCUUCAUUCUACCCAAAAGAAUCAUCACUCGUCCUCACACUUACAAUCUAUACCAUCCCAAGCCCGACAAAAUGUCCUCCCCCCAAUACACCCUCCCCUCUCUCCCCUACGCCUACGAUGCCCUCGAACCCAUCGUCUCCUCCGAGAUUAUGCGCCUCCACCACCAAAAACACCACCAAACCUACAUCACCAACCUCAACGCCGCCCUCACCGCCCAAGCCACCGCGCUCGCCGCCCACGACAUCCCCACGUUGCUGAGCCUGCAGGCGAAACUCGCCUUCAACGCCGGCGGCCACAUCAACCACUCGCUGUUCUGGCGCAACCUGGCCCCGUAUGGCUCCGCGGCCACGGACAUGGCCCGCUCCGCGCCGGCCCUGAAGCGCGUCAUUGAGACGCAGUGGGGGUCGGUGGAGGCGUUUGUGGCGGCGUUCGGGCAGGUGUUGCUGGGGCUGCAGGGGAGUGGAUGGGGGUGGUUGGUGUGUGCGGGGGGCGAUGGCCCGCAGCCGUUGGAGAUUGUGAGUACGAAGGAUCAGGAGCCGGUGGGCUCUGGGAAGACGGUGGUGUUUGGAGUGGAUAUGUGGGAGCAUGCUUAUUAUUUGCAGUAUCUGAACAACAAGGCGGGGUAUGUGGAGGGGAUUUGGAAGGUGAUCAACUGGGUGGAGGCGGAGGAGCGGUUCACGAAGGGGGGGGUGAACGAUGGCGGUGCAGUGUUGAAGCUGUGA